CAGCCCCAGGUGUUGUCAUCCGCCGCAUUCCAAAUUAUUAUCAAAAAUUAUAGUUAUUAAAAAUCGAAGAUAACUAACUAUAUUUAAUUUAUUUGAUAUAUUAUUAGGAAAACACUUCGGAGCUAUAGAUAAGAGCGAGUGCAAGGCACAUAUCAAUCAAUUGAUAGGAAGCAGUUCGCUUUGAUACAUAAAAACAAAUAGUUUAAUUAAACAUCUGUGAAAAUGUUGCAAAACUUCUUUGAUUUCUGUAAUUACUGGUGGUUUCGAUAUUUAAUGGUUACCGAAUUGUAUAUGGUAGAGAAAUGGGAACGUGUUACAAUACAUGUUUUAAUGGCAAUACUCUUCUGCCUAUUUUGGUAUUUUAAUUACUCGGUGCUGUUAUCAUUUACGGGUAAUUUGCUGGGAAUAACCUCAACAUCAACUAGUCUUGAUGAACAAUCAAGUGUUCAAUAGUACAAAAGUUUGUUUUAGAAACGCAUAAAAUAUUUCUUAGUUCGUAGCAUCGAUAAACGCUUUUCAACUUCCUUCUACAAGUUCCUCCGCUUAUUGACAAAUCAACUGAUUUAAAAGUUUAUGUUUUUCGUCAGAAACCUACUUGUUAUGCAUAAUAAUUGAUUAUAAAGUGCUGGCAAGGAAAAAUAAUAUAAAUAUUUAAAUAGUGUACGAAUGUAAAUUAACAAAGCAAUAAGUUAGCAUAUAAAAUAUAUGUAUAUGUAUUUGAAAUCACACUUAUUUAAUUAACAUUUUAAAAACUCAUUCAUUUGGUAUGCAAACAAAUACAAAAAUUUGAAGUAUUUAUUCUAUAUGCAGUAUAUACUUUCAGUCUAGCACUUUUAUGUAUAAUUAGCUUUAAAGCGUUAUAACGAACAAAUAAUCACUGUUUUUACAUAUAUAUUUUUUUAUUAAUUAAAACUUUAUA
This is a messenger RNA of Teleopsis dalmanni, 919 nucleotides long. RefSeq lists its product as uncharacterized. The record is from RefSeq and is a predicted model, not a curated record. The coding region runs from base 223 to 453 and encodes 76 amino acids. Lineage: Eukaryota; Metazoa; Arthropoda; Insecta; Diptera; Diopsidae. The transcript has 2 exons.